AUGUCGAUGCCUGGAAGAAACAAGCGUAAAGAAAGAUCCUUGCCAGAAGCGGAAUCGGAACCGUCAGGGAAUCCUUCUUCUUCAGCUGAUCAUAGUUUGUCUUCUCCUCCUCCGACAAGACGAUUUUCCUUUCCGCCAGGUUUUAACUUUAGACCAAACGACUUGGACGUCUUCUUGCUACUUUGCCGGAAACGAGACUACUUGGGCGGAAACAGAGACUUUUUGGUCGACCUUCCUAUUCAUCUCGUGAACAUCUACGAGUCCAAUCCAGGAGAACUAACAGUGAAAUUCAAGAAGGGUAAUGAUACAGAAUGGUUCUUUAUAUCGAAGAAGAACAAGAUGGGUAAAGGUGGGAAAAAGCAGAAACGUUACGACAAAGGCGGAUACUGGCACGCAACAGUUGGUUCCAAUGAGAUUGACGGUGGACAAGGCCUCGUUGGUAACAAAACCGCACUAAGAUACUACGUUGGGAAACAACCUAAUGGCGUAAAAACUAGUUGGUUGAUGCAUGAAUACUGGGUUGAUCAGUGUCCGCCUUCUGCUUCUGCAAGGUAUCUAUGCGACUAUUCUUUGUGCAAGAUCUAUCGGAGUACACAAGCAAUAAACAAGCAGAAGAAAGCAGAGGACGAAGAGAAUGAGCAGCAGCAGCCUCCUACUGUCGACUAUCAUCAACCGCAGCCUCAUCAUGAUAUUUUGCGUAUCAACAACAAUAUCAUGAUUUCAGCAGCUGCUGAAGAAUGA
Camelina sativa (false flax) is the source of this 741-nucleotide messenger RNA. Its product is annotated as NAC domain-containing protein 55-like. Gene Ontology annotation, biological process: regulation of DNA-templated transcription. Lineage: Eukaryota; Viridiplantae; Streptophyta; Magnoliopsida; Brassicales; Brassicaceae. The record is from RefSeq and is a predicted model, not a curated record. Gene Ontology annotation, molecular function: DNA binding.